Molecule: messenger RNA, 683 nt
Organism: Gallus gallus (chicken)
Lineage: Eukaryota; Metazoa; Chordata; Aves; Galliformes; Phasianidae
Gene: AP2S1
Product: adaptor related protein complex 2 sigma 1 subunit
Exons: 5
Coding region: 39-467 (142 amino acids)
Biological process (GO): intracellular protein transport; clathrin-dependent endocytosis
Cellular component (GO): AP-2 adaptor complex; intracellular membrane-bounded organelle; membrane coat
Molecular function (GO): clathrin-cargo adaptor activity
Source: RefSeq, a predicted model, not a curated record
AUCCGGUGUUGGGGAGGGGCUGCAGGAAGUGGAGAGCCAUGAUCCGCUUCAUCCUCAUCCAGAACCGCGCUGGGAAGACCCGCCUGGCCAAGUGGUACAUGCAGUUCGACGACGACGAGAAGCAGAAGCUCAUCGAGGAGGUCCACGCCGUCGUCACCGUCCGCGAUGCCAAACACACCAAUUUCGUCGAGUUUCGGAACUUUAAGAUCAUUUAUCGGCGCUACGCCGGGCUCUAUUUCUGCAUCUGCGUGGACGUCACCGAUAACAACCUGGCGUACCUGGAGGCCAUUCAUAACUUCGUGGAGGUCCUCAAUGAGUAUUUCCACAACGUGUGCGAGCUCGAUUUGGUCUUCAAUUUCUACAAGGUCUACACGGUGGUGGAUGAGAUGUUCCUGGCGGGUGAGAUCCGUGAGACCAGCCAGACCAAAGUGCUGAAGCAGCUCCUGAUGUUGCAGUCCUUGGAGUGAAGCCCCCCCUUUACCCCCCCCCAGCCUUCCUCCUCCUCCUCCUCCUCAGCCAUCCCAGGGCUGGAGCUUGGGGGCUGCAGGGGGGGGCUCUGGGCCUCCCAUAUAUGAAUGGGGGGGGGGGGAAGGGAGCCCCUACACACACCUUUCUGUGUCCCCACCCCCAAAAGGGACCAAUCCCCAACGUUGUAUGUUGUGAAUAAAUGUGGCUGCGCCGUA